This is a messenger RNA of Coffea arabica (coffee), 422 nucleotides long. NCBI's taxonomy places the organism in Eukaryota, Viridiplantae, Streptophyta, Magnoliopsida, Gentianales, Rubiaceae. The record is from RefSeq and is a predicted model, not a curated record.
CAAAGCCCCAUUUGCCAAUAUCCAUUUCCAGCUUAGGCUUCAGCUGCCGCAACUCCGCCGCCAUGGAAACUCAUCAAAUCGCUCAGCUCCUCCAUCAGACACUCGGUCAGGACGCCAGCACCGUCCAUGCUGCCACUGACGCUCUGGAUGCCCUCUCCACUUCUCUUCCCGACUUCCCCUUCUGCCUAGUCUCCAUCAACACCACCACCACAACCGCCACCGGAGGCGAAAACCAAGGUCUAAAGUUAGCUGCAGCUACUUAUCUCAAGAACUUCGUCCAACGAAAUUGCGACACCAAUCAUUCUCCAAACUCAACAGCUAGUACAGAAUUCAAAGAUGCCCUCAUGCGUGCUCUGCUUCAAGCAGAGCCGCCGGUUCUCAAGCUCUUGAUCCAAGCAGUAUGUUCCCAAGAAUAUUCCUAG